Messenger RNA from Vigna umbellata (rice bean), 745 nucleotides. Its product is annotated as protein DETOXIFICATION 16-like. Gene Ontology annotation, molecular function: xenobiotic transmembrane transporter activity; antiporter activity. Gene Ontology annotation, cellular component: membrane. NCBI's taxonomy places the organism in Eukaryota, Viridiplantae, Streptophyta, Magnoliopsida, Fabales, Fabaceae. Gene Ontology annotation, biological process: xenobiotic detoxification by transmembrane export across the plasma membrane. The record is from RefSeq and is a predicted model, not a curated record.
CGUCUGGUAUAUUUUGGAUGGUACCAUUUGGAGUUAGUGCUGCUGGAAGUACAAGGAUCUCAAAUGAAUUAGGAGCUGGUAGACCAAAAGCUGCAUAUUUAGCAGUUAAAGUCACCAUGUUCAUGGCCUUUUUGGUGGGGCUUGUAGAAUUUUCUGUCCUUAUGUCGUUAUGGAAAGUUUGGGGGCGUGCUUUUACCAAUGUGCAUGAAGUUCUCACACAUGUGAUUUCCAUGAUGCCAAUUCUUGCAAGUUCUGCCUUUGUAGAUUCAAUUCAAACAGCAUUUCAAGGUGUUGCCAGAGGAUGUGGUUGGCAGAAACUUGGUGCAUAUAUCAAUCUAGGAUCUUAUUAUAUUUUGGGUGUUACUUUUUCCGUUGUCUCAGCUUUUGUAUUCCACAUGAAGGGACAGGGGCUAUUUUUAGGGAUUGUAUUAGCACUUACUGUGCAAGUGGUGUGUUUUCUUCUUCUCACCUUACAGGCCAAUUGGGAGAAAGAAGCAGAAAGGGCAGUUGCAAGAGUAAGAAACAGUGAAGCCAAUGUUGAGGACCAAAAUAUUGAUGUUGCUUCAUAGUUUAACAAUAUUUGUUCUAAGUAGAGCACUUAUCUUGGAAAAUUAAUGUUGUUUAAUUAUAUGAAUCCCAAACUUAGCAUCAAUGUACUUAAGCACAACAUAAUUAUAACUUUGUAGCACACACUCUCAAAACAAUAACCGUCAAUUUUCUGAGAAAUUAUGAACCAAUUUCUUUU